This is a messenger RNA of Drosophila elegans, 510 nucleotides long. RefSeq lists its product as uncharacterized. NCBI's taxonomy places the organism in Eukaryota, Metazoa, Arthropoda, Insecta, Diptera, Drosophilidae. Bases 124 to 423 code for a protein of 99 amino acids. The record is from RefSeq and is a predicted model, not a curated record. The transcript is spliced from 2 exons.
CGGGGCUUCCAGCGGCUCAGAGCUCAGCUUAUAAAACGGGCUUUACGCCUGCCAAGCCGAGUUAUUACAACAAACGACGCGCGUCAGCCUAGAAACCAAACAAACAAACCACAUACUCACAAAAUGAAAGUGUUCGCGCUGUGCUCCAUGCUCGCCCUCCUCCUGGCCGGAUCCGCUCAAUCCCUGCCCCAGAGCCGCGAGGGAGCCGCCUACACGAACGAGGCCAUCCGACAGGCCCAGCAGACGCUGCUCAUACCCAAGGAUGCCCAGAUCCAGAACGUCCAGGAGGGCAUCGAGCUGGGCGCCUACGAGCAGAUACCCGGCAACCAGCGCAUCAAUCUCUUCGAGAUCCUGGGCGACCAGGUGCCCUCCGAGGUGAUAAACAAUCUGCAGUCCCAGGUCGACCAGAUCGGUCGCAACUAAUCCGUUGGAUUACUGCCCCCUCGUCAUUGCAUUUCGCCCUCAUUGUUAAGUUUCUCAGUAAUAAAUGAAAACAUUGCCCGUAUUUAA